AUGGCUAGAAGGAAGGAUCUCUCGGCCUUUGAAAGGGCUGCCAUAAUCCAGUUUCUUCUUGAAGGAAGCCACAAUGGAAAACCAGCUAGAGGCAAGAUCAAUGCUGCAGUUCAAAAGUGGAGUUGUUGCCGACGAACGAUUAGUCGUAUUUGGGCAGCUGCAAAUAAACAAAGAGCAAGUGGUGAGGUAAUAAGUUCAUUGAGUAAAAAAAAGCUUAGGCCAAGGAGAAAACUGGUUCAUCUUGAUUUAAAUUUGAUUGCUAGCUUAGAAUUGUCAAAGAGAUCUACCAUAAGAAGGCUUGCAUGUGGGAUUAAAUGCAGUAAAAGCACAGUGGGUAGGUGGAUUAAAUUGGGACUGAUCAGACCUCAUUCUAGUGCAAUAAAACCUGAUCUAACUACUCCAAACAAGUUGCUUAGGCUACGGUUUUCCUUAGAAGCUCUAGAAUAUGACAGGAUUCUUAGGAGUUUAACUUUCAAAAGCAUGCAGAACACAAUUCACAUUGAUGAGAAAUGGUUCUACAUCACAAAAAGUAAUCAGCGGUUCUAUUUGACACCUGAUGAGAUAGACCCUCAUAGGACAUGCAAGAACAAGAAGUUCAUCACCAAGGUGAUGUUCAUGUGUGCUGUAUGUAGGCCAGUGUUUGGGCCUAAUGGUGAAUGCUUGUUUGAUGGAAAAAUUGGAAUUUUUCCAUUCACUGAACUUGUUCCAGCCAAAAGAAACAGUAAGAACAGGGCAGCAGGUACUAUGGAGUGGAAACCAAUUCAAAGCAUCACCAAACAAGUAGUGAAAGACUGCCUAAUAUACCAGAUCAUCCCUGCUAUUAAAGCAAAGUGGCCAGCAAAUGCAAGCAAAACCAUAUAUAUACAGCAAGAUAAUGCUAGGCCUCACAUUCAAGACUCAGACCCAGAUUUCAGGGCAGUAGCUUCAGCUGAUGGCUUUGAUAUUCACUUGGUGCAUCAACCACCAAACUCCCCAGAUACAAACAUCAAUGAUCUGGGGUGGUUCAGGGCAAUACAAAGCCUCCAAACUGAAUCAAUGUCUACAAAUGUUGAUGGUCUAGUGAAUGCAGUCAUCAAGUCAUUCAAUGAGUUAAGGCCUAGCACUUUGAAUAAGGUGUUUAUAAGUUUGCAAAGCUGUAUGGUUGAAAUCUUGAAGGUUAAGGGGAGGAAUAGCUACAAGAUCCCUCAUCUAGGGAAGGAUGCUUUAAUUAGACAGGAUAAGCUUCCCUUGAAUUUACAAGUUCCAAGUGAACUUGUUAGGGAGUGUUUAUCCUACUUAAUUGAGAAUGGAGCAUUGGCAUAUGGUGAUACACUAAUGAAUGAGUUGGGAGUGCAAGCAGGAUGCACAGAUGAGGUUCAGAUGAUGGUUCAUCAACUUCAAAUUCAAGGAACAGAAGUUAUGUGA
Salvia miltiorrhiza (redroot sage) is the source of this 1404-nucleotide messenger RNA. RefSeq lists its product as uncharacterized. The coding region runs from base 1 to 1404 and encodes 467 amino acids. Lineage: Eukaryota; Viridiplantae; Streptophyta; Magnoliopsida; Lamiales; Lamiaceae. The transcript is spliced from 2 exons. The record is from RefSeq and is a predicted model, not a curated record. Gene Ontology annotation, molecular function: nucleic acid binding.